Molecule: messenger RNA, 1518 nt
Organism: Clarias gariepinus (North African catfish)
Lineage: Eukaryota; Metazoa; Chordata; Actinopteri; Siluriformes; Clariidae
Gene: tspan36
Product: tetraspanin 36
Exons: 8
Coding region: 264-983 (239 amino acids)
Biological process (GO): protein maturation; regulation of vascular endothelial growth factor signaling pathway; protein localization to plasma membrane
Cellular component (GO): membrane
Source: RefSeq, a predicted model, not a curated record
AACAAUUUACUUACAAACAGUGGGUACCUUAUGUGUAAAUGACCCUAAAUUGAUUUUAAUCAGAAUACAUUUUAGACAGCAAGUAAUUUAAACUGCUCAUUAAUUAACGUUACCCUGAUGUUUAUUUAGCCAGCUUUGGGAGAUGUUGGUUAGCUUGGGGAGAUUUGUAUGACUAAGGGGUGUUUUUUGAGGAGGGUUCCUGAGCAUACAUGGCAACCCUGAAGGCCAAACCAUCGUCGACACUGAGAUAACCUACAGCAGAGAUGGACGGCGGGAUCGCAGGAUCGAAGGCUUUCCUUUUGUUCCUCAGUUUAAUAUUUUGGGCUGCAGGAGCUGUACUUACAUAUGUCGGCGUUUAUGUUAUAAGCAGCUACAAGAACUUUGACGAAUUCAGGGUUGACAAAUACAGCGUUAUUCCUGCAGCCAUCAUUCUUGCUGUGGCCCUGGUUCUGUUCAUCAUAGGCAUUAUUGGCUGCUGUGCAACUCUGAGGGAGUCUAAAGUUGGCCUAGGCUUUUUUCUACUCUUCAUUUUGCUGUUAUUUGCUGCAGAGAUCACUGCCAUUGUGUAUGGUUUCAUCUACAAAGGCAAGAUAAGUGCAGAUUUGGUCAAGUCAAUGAUUGAAGUCUUUGAGAAGUACGGCGAGCCUUCUGAAACCCGGGCGGUGGAUAUCUUGCAGUCUCGGCUGGAAUGCUGUGGAGUGCAGAACUACUCUGAUUGGCAAAGCUGGCCAUGGUUUGGUUCUCAUAACAAUUCUGUGCCUCAUUCAUGCUGCAAAGCAAACCACACGUGCAAUGCAAAGUUUGACCAGCCAGAGCUACUGAACACAAAGGGAUGUUUACCUAACUUUGAGCAGCUGCUGCAGAGUGUGCUGAAUUAUGCCAUGUUGGUCACCUUCGGAUUUGCCAUCAUAAAGUUUAUUGGCACGAUCAGCGUUUGUACAAUCACCUGCCGAAGACGCAGAAAUGACUACCAGCCACUGUAAAAUGUUCUGUAAAUCACUUUAGCUUCUUCAUUACUAUUAAUAAGACUGACAUUCCUUAUAAACCACAUUAACAGUAUAAUCACACUUCACAUAUUUUUAAGCAAGAAUCUCACUAAAGUUUAGAGAAAUAUAGAUAACUCAUCAAUAAUUGCCAACCCUUUGUAAAAGGUUAUGCUUUUGGUUUAAUAUUGUGCCUUAGACAGUGCACCUUACUAUGUGUUUUUCCCUUAACUUUCCUGAAAGAUGCACUAGCAUGUACUUUCCUAUGAUUUUUAAACUCAAUUCAACUUUUUUUAUAAGCAGUAAAUGUAUCAUAAUUUAAAUUUCAAGUAAAUAAACGUUUUAGUCUAAAGGUGUUAUGUAAAUGUACACUUUAUGUAUUGUCAUGUUUAGUUGCUUAGUGGGUUAUAAGUUACUGAAAAUAACUACACUGCAAAAGCUCUUACGCAUCAGAGAUCACAUGUUAAAUGCUAAAAUCCUCAUGUUUUAAUACAUCAUUACUGAAAUAAAUGAAAUAAAGUUUUCACUUAAUUAA